Messenger RNA from Paramisgurnus dabryanus, 5111 nucleotides. RefSeq names its product amyloid beta (A4) precursor protein-binding, family B, member 2a (gene apbb2a). Lineage: Eukaryota; Metazoa; Chordata; Actinopteri; Cypriniformes; Cobitidae. Gene Ontology annotation, biological process: regulation of DNA-templated transcription. The record is from RefSeq and is a predicted model, not a curated record. Gene Ontology annotation, cellular component: cytoplasm; nucleus. Gene Ontology annotation, molecular function: amyloid-beta binding; transcription factor binding.
GCGCAGAGCGGUGCAGAGAGAUCUCAGUGCUUUAAAAGCGGGCGUCACCUGCGGCUCUGCAUCAUCAGCAUCUUCAGUCCAAGAGAGAGGAAGAUUGAGAGAAAUAGAGAGAGAGAGACGCGCUGAUGCUGUUGCAGCUGAUUAUCAUAUGCAAUGAUGUCACUGCAAAAACCUCCCCUGAGACGCAGCGCAUCUUCCAUAGAAUCAACCAAUCACAACAGUUCUUUGUUGACCGCUCCCACUUCCCUCAAUUUACGCUCAUCGCACAACCAGCAGCUAAACUGCGACACAAUAAAGGAGGGUGUGGUCGCGGUAUGCAAGGAAACGCAAAGUUCCGUGGCCCCUCCAAAGAGUCGUCAAAAAUACGCUCUUACGAAUAUGCAUAACGCCAUGGGUCUGAGCCAAAACCCCGCCCCUUCAACCCAAAGCCACGGCAGAUCUGCCCCAACCAAAUCUGCCUCUUCUUCAUCUCUCUACUGCUCCUCUGCAGUUUCUCUCUCAUUUUCAACGUCCAAUCCCAAACUGGCCAAAAACGGAACCAACCUUCAACUCAAAGAAGAACAGCUGGACCUCAACAAAAACAAGAACCACAACGAUGUCAUGUGCAGGAGCAGCUGUGAUUGGCUGGAGGGAAAAGACAACCAGAAGAACCCUACAAUCAGAAGGAGGACCAAGAGUUUUCUAGAAUACCAUCGAGUGGAGGAGGUGUCCAGCAGCCCCGAGAAAGACCUAAACACGCAGGAGGAGGAGAAGCACAUCCUCUCUAACAUGGAGGUGCAGACCUGGACCAAAGAGAACCACGUGGAGGCCCACCUCACCCUCCCGCAAAACCACCUGCUCCUGCUGGCCAGUGAGGAGGAGCAGAGCCUCAAACCCGUGGAUGUUUACGAGCACACGCUUCACCCAAACAAUGAGCGGGCGAGCCACGGGCCGGCAGAUAAAGGAGGUUCUCCGGACAGAGUCCGGCUGCAGGUCCAAAUGAAUCCGGCGUACACGUUUCAUCUGGGGCUGAGAGGUGACGAGGCUGACGCCUCAGCUGGACGACGUGCACAACCUGAAAAACAGGUGGAGGAAGAGGAGGAAGAGGAAGAUUCUAGCUGGACAACACUUUCGCAGGAGACUCCAUCUGUAGAAACCCCUCAGGAGACCUCAGGCCUUUGGGAAGAACGUCUACAUGUGGAGGAUGCAUCGCAGGAGUAUUUUUGGCAAGACUCUGCACAAAGAAACACCUCCACAGCCUGUGACACCCAUGCUGAACUUAAGGUUGAGCCUGUUUUACAAAUGGAUCGGGAGGUGAAGGAGGUCUGCCUAUCUUUGCCCCCCUCUAAAGCUCAAAGUGAGAGGCCCAGCAGUAUAGUGUCAGACAGUUCUGUAGAGCCUGUUCCCUCACCAGCAGCUUCCUCAAUCUCUUCUUCCUCACUGUGUAAUGAAACGAUGGGACGAGCUGCCUCGUUCCUUAACAACAACUAUCUGAACCUAACAGAGACAUCUGAGCCCAGAGAGAGAGAGGAUCAAAGAGAGAAAGAGAGAGAAGGGGCGAGAGAGAUGGAGCGAGAGAGACAACGAAACAGAGAGAGUUUGGGAGCACAUGGUGGACCGUACAGCUUCAUUAACCACAGAGCCCAAGUUUCCACCGGCCCGGCAGACACAGUCAUACCCAUCAAUGACAUGGACACACAGGUGUUCUGGGUACAUUAUCUGGGCUGGUUGGAGGUUCGAGAUGUUGAGGUGAUGUCCAGAAAGAGCAGCGCUGUGAUCAAUGACUGUAUCCAGCAGCUGCAGCGGGAACACGAGCAGACCGGAGAUAAAGCUGAGGGUGAAGCGAUGCUGUUGGUUCUGCAGGAUGUCACUCUUACCCUGAUGGACCCUAUUGAUCACACCCUCCUUCACUCUCUGCCAAUCAGCUGCAUGCAUGUGUGGGGAGUGGGGCGGGGCCUCAGCAGGGACUUUGCAUACGUGGCCCGAGACAAGAACACACUUGUAUUAAAAUGUCACGUUUUUCAAUGUGAUGGUCCUGCACAAUCCAUCGCCAGCAGUCUGACACAGAUCUGUUCAAAGAUUAUGGCCGAGAGGAGGAGUUUGGAUUCUGCAGCUGGAUCUAAAUCUCAGAUGAGUUCUGAGGUUCCUUUGAGAGUAGAGUUUCCAACACCAAAGACAGACCUACAGCAGAGCUUUCAUGUGUUGUACCUGGGGACGACCUCAGUGCUGAGACCUAUAGGCAUGGACAUGAUCAACGGGGCGAUCGAGAGUCUGAUGUCGAAUGCAGGGAAAGAGGACUGGACUCCCGUCCUGCUGAACGUCGCCGAUGCCACCGUUACCGUCUUCAAAGAGAAGGAGGAGGAAGAAGAGGUGUUAGUGGAGUGCCGUGUCCGCUUUCUCUCCUUUAUGGGUGUUGGCCGUGAUGUCCACACAUUUGGGUUUAUCAUGGAUACUGGAAACCAGCACUUCCUGUGUCACGUGUUCUGGUGUGAACCCAACGCUGGAAGUGUGUCAGAGGCCGUGCAGUCGGCUUGCGUGUUAAGAUAUCAGAAGUGUCUGGGAAAGAGAAGCUCUUCGUCUCCGCCCCCCGUCGACUCCAUAACACGCCGUGUGACGUCCAGCGUGAAGCGAGGUGUCCAAUCAAUUAUAGACACUCUGAAAAAGAAACCCGCCCCUGAGGUUCCCCACCAAUGACAGGACAGAGACGCCUUGAUGGACACCUGGGGAUGGGGGUGGGAUGUAUGCAGCAGCAGCCAAGCAGAGAAAAACACAAGCCAACGAAAAUAAAUAAAUAAAUAAUGCGAGCAUCGACCCGCCGAGAGUCGAGCGAGAUGUCAAAGCGCUUAAUGAGACUCAUUUCACCCUCGAGCUUUGAUCUCAAUCAUGUCAGAUGCUGAAGAAAGCAUGUCUGCCGUACACGAUCAUUCACAUUAUUGUCACAGUUUUUGGAGGGUGUGAGAGUGAAAUCGGGUGUGCCACACCGUGUGUUCCUCCUGUAAUCGUCAUCCAACAUUUGGGUCAGAACUGUGCCAUAGUGUUUCAUUUCAAAGCAUUGUUCAUUCAAACACCAUGGGAAUUUAGAUCCUUUGAAGUUUUUUCCCUACCCCAAGAAAUUGAGUGGAAAUUUUCCGCAGUUGAGAAAAGAUUUGUGUACCAUGUCAGGUUUUGUUUGAUGAUAAAUCUGUCCAACUGUGACUUGAUGAUACAGUAUUUAUAUUAUCAUAAUACACGAGAGCUUGUCUUUAAUAUCUGUCUUCAGAGCAGUAAGAUCACAAACUGAAUGUUUCACACUUAAAAGCAAAACACUAACAUUGCCUAGACUGAACACGUGUGACACAUCACAACACAUAAAAACCGAAUGGUCUUCCUCUUCCCCCUUAAAAUAUUUAGCUUUAUAAAUAUCACAUGAAUGUAUCUUCUGUUUUUCUGAGGCGAAUUCACUUGUCACGUUUCUAAAUCUGUGAACGAGUAGUUGUAACAUUACAACAACCUUAAUUUUUAUACCAGGAGAUAAUUAGUUAAAAUUAUAGUCAUGAAAUGUAAAUGAUUUUAUUUUUACUGUACUGUUUUAAAGAUUCCCCUCCAGCUGAUGUCUGUUAUAUCAGCAUAGACAAAGUUUAAAGUCCCCAUGAAAUCAAAAUAUUUUUUAUGGAAUAUUGUAGUAUUUAUUAUAAACAGUUUAUCCAUGUGGGUCAUUAUUUUAAAAAAAUCAUGUGUCCUCAUAAACUUUAAUCAAAAUCUGUGGCGAUCAUUGUCUGAUGAUGUCAUCUAGACGCUUGGGCGGGAGCAUCCGUUAACCCCGCCCCUCUCCAACUGUCAUUAGUUCCAUUUCAGAAUUAAACGCCUACUUUUCUACUACAAGCCACGCCCACUAUUUUCCUUAUGUGGUAUUCGGUUUUACUCUGAAAUGCAUCACAAUAUGGAAGUUGAUUGCGACUUCCUAGUCAUGGGGACAUUAAGGCCAGAAAUAUCUGUCCGUAACAUGCGUUGUGUUGUGUUACUGUGGUCAGUACUCAGUGGUCAGUGCAGAGAUUUCCAUUGUCUGUGCCACUUAUUAUUCAGGUGGCUAUAAACAACUUUCUUAUCACACCGUCACACAAGCACCAUCAUGAUGAAGAGAAAACUGACAACGAAGCUAUGGUGCAGCAAUGUGUACGCGCAUACUUGCUUAGAAUAUAUUUCUUGCCUGCUAUAAGCUUCAAAUGUCGAAAAUACACGUGAAUGUUAUUGAAACACAAUGUAUUUCCAAACUCAGAUAAACAGAGUUAAAACAUUCAUUUUUACACCAUAUUAAUGUAAUCUGUUGUGGAAAUAAAUUGAAACCAAACAAAAGUGCUCUAUGUUUUAAUUGUAAGUAAACUGCAUGUACAGUAAAUAACACUGGAAAAUAUGCAUGUUUGUUAUUGCACCAAUGCUUAAAAAGUAUAAAGUUUAGUAAUAUAAACUAGCAUUGAUCUUUUCCUCACUCUUUUGGGCACUUAGAGUUAAAGGGGACAUUUCACAAGACUUUUUUAUGAUGUCAAAUAAAUCUUUGGUUUCCCAAGUGUACGUAUGUAAAGUUUUAGCUCAAAAUAUCAUAUAGAUAAUUUAUUAUAACAUGUUAAAAUUGCCACUUUGUAGGUGUGAGCAAAAAUGUGUCCUUUUAAAUUCAAAUGAGUUGAUCUCUGCACUAAAUGGCAGUGCUGUGGUUGGAUAGUGCAGAUUAAGGGGCGGUAUUAUCCUUUUAUGACAUCACAAGGGGAGCCAAAUUUCAAUUACCUAUUUUUUCAGAAGCUUGCCUAGAAUGGUUUACCAAAACUAAGUUACUGGGUUGAUCUUUUUCAUAUUUUCUAGGUUGAUAGAAGCUCUGGGGAGCCAAUUAUAGCACUUAAAUAUGGAACAAAGUAAGAUUUUCAUGAUAUGUCCCCUUUAACACUCUACUUUUUUGGAAAAUAUGCUCAUUUUCUAUCUCCCCUAGAGUUAAACAUUUGUUUUUUACCAUUUUGGAAUCCAUUCAGCCGAUCUCCGGGUCUGGCGCCACCACUUUUAGCAUAGCUUAGCAUAAUCCAUUGAAUCUGAUUAGACCAUUAGCAUUGUGCUCAAAAAUAACCAAAGAGUUUCGAUAUUUUUCCUAUUUAAAACUUGACCCUUCU